Loa loa (African eye worm) is the source of this 414-nucleotide messenger RNA. RefSeq lists its product as hypothetical. The transcript has 2 exons. The record is from RefSeq and is a predicted model, not a curated record. NCBI's taxonomy places the organism in Eukaryota, Metazoa, Nematoda, Chromadorea, Rhabditida, Onchocercidae. Bases 1 to 414 code for a protein of 137 amino acids.
AUGUCGAAUAGCAGUUUUUUUUUUGAUCUGAGUUUCCGGCGCUACAGUAAUCAUAAAUGUGUAUUAGAUAAUGAAGAGUUAUGUUUAAAGAUUGCAAAGAGAAGAGCACAACAUGAGAAGGGCAAUGUAAGUUUUUUCUAUUUGAUUUAUUCGAUAAAUCCAGAUGUUGAUUCAUUUGAAUUAGUGACAGAUCAAACUCUGAUACUAGAUCAGAGAAGAUCCGAUCCGGAUCCUAAUAAAGGCGUACAACAUGCUGAGAAUACAAUAACGCAAACAGCUUUUAUAUUAUUUUUACUUUCAAUUAUCACUAACAAUUUAACUGACACAAAAAUAAUUGCAAUUUUAGUUUCAGUUAUAUUUUUUGUAAUUAUUCCAAAUCAAACUAAUCUGAAGGUAAAAAUUGCUUACGCAUAA